AUGGGAGAUGUGGCUGCGAGAAGCGCGGGCGAAGGGGAAGCACGAGUUCUCGUUCAUCAGGCAUUGGAUCAACCACGAUGCCAGGGUGUUGUCGUUCAGUCCUCCGCCGGCUCAGGGUGGUGCAGAGAUGCUGUUCACCGACGACGACAGUAUGUGUGGUCUCGUGCAUGGGAAGGGGGGCCCUCUCUAACGUCACCUCCAGAACUAGAUGUGGAGUAUCGGUAUUGGGCGUUCGUAGAGGGUCACCCCGCGCAUCACUCCCUGCCUGAGAACGCUCACGCGGAGGCGAUGGAUGCAUUGACUUGGUCGUACACCGCUUCAGACUGUCUACUGCCUUCCAGCAGACAUGCUGUAGCUCCUUUCGAACAAGGGGAAUGUCAGGAGUUGAUGACAUUAUUGAGAUCGCUUGAGGGUAAAUCAAAGACCCAGUCUGUGGUACAUACUCGCAUCGUGUCCAAGAUUCUCAUGCGUGUCGCUCAAUGGCGUCAAAGCAACUUCCGCCCUCACAAGCCUCUUCCCAAUGACGCUAGCAAAAGUUCCCACGUUGAGCGACGCGUACCGUUCCGUCGAACACUCUUCGACUUCGUCGUCUCCGUCGUCUGCCUGGGUAUACCAUACAUCUUCAUGGAUCGCACGUCGCACCGCCGCCUGGACGAAGAGAGCAACCUCCGCAACGCGGGACCGAUGCUCAUGAUUGGGGCUUGCGCGUGUCUUCUCGCUGCUAUUCUGCUCAGUGCUUCUGUGACGUUCCUGUCCUUUCCUGGGCUGGACGAUGUCGCGAGGGUGUCGGGGUUUCUGACAGUGUUAUGUUCAAUCGCGAGUAUGGCUGCGUGGGUGAUAUCCAUGUUCAGGUAUAAUACUGAGACGGAGAGGACGGUGCGGUUCGUAGGCCAGGAAGGCAUGAUCGUCAUUUCGAAACGGAGCGUGGUCAUGUCCCUCCCGCUCGUUUUCCUGGCCUACUCAAUAAUCGCAUUCGUUACGGGUGUGACCAUUUACUCCUUCCGUGGAUUCUCUGUGACGAACUCCAAGAUCAUCGUACGACACUUCGAUGAAUAUACAAAAUGGACUGUCUUGGGCACUUUGGGCGGAUUCGGUGGCGUGCUGCUCACAGCUGCUCUCCUGACCCGGUGA
Molecule: messenger RNA, 1131 nt
Organism: Gloeophyllum trabeum ATCC 11539
Lineage: Eukaryota; Fungi; Basidiomycota; Agaricomycetes; Gloeophyllales; Gloeophyllaceae
Exons: 6
Coding region: 1-1131 (376 amino acids)
Source: RefSeq, a predicted model, not a curated record